Molecule: messenger RNA, 1113 nt
Organism: Micromonas commoda
Lineage: Eukaryota; Viridiplantae; Chlorophyta; Mamiellophyceae; Mamiellales; Mamiellaceae
Exons: 1
Biological process (GO): aromatic amino acid biosynthetic process
Molecular function (GO): 3-dehydroquinate synthase activity; oxidoreductase activity
Source: RefSeq, a predicted model, not a curated record
UCGAAGCGCGAUGACAAGGAGGUUUGGAUCCAGACCACCAAUGUGCAGGUCCUCCUCGCCGCUCUCGAGUGCGGCCUGAGCACCACCGCGCUGUUUCCUUCCCAGAACGCGGGUCUCGCGGAGGAAUGGCGCAAGGUGGGCAGGUUCAGCGCACUGGCGCUCACCGAGGAUGGUACGGUGACCGAGGAGGACGGAGACUUCUACCGCGCGGUGGGGAUCACCUUGAAGGUCAACGGGCCCGAAGACGUAGACGCCAUCGCCAGAAUGGCCGGCGUGGAACCUCUGGUGGUGGUGGACUCAUCUGCGUGGAGGAUCAUACCGGCGGAGAACUUGGUGGCCAAGUUUGGCGCCACCGACGAGAGCCGACUGUUUUCGGUUUCCGAGACGGCCAAGGACGCGGAGGCGAUGUUCGAGGCGCUGGAGACGGGCGUGGACGGCGUCGUCCUGCGUACCGAUGACCCGGCGGAGCCGAGGGAGCUCGCGGCGUACCUGAAGAAACGGGGUAUGAUUGGCGGCGGGGGAGAAGGACCGGGAAAAUUAGAGCUAACCCCGGCGGCGGUGACCCGGGUCGAGACCGUCGGUACGGGCGACAGGGUCUGCGUGGACUGCGCAUCCGCGUUCCAUCCCGGCGAGGGGCUGCUCGUCGGUUCUUUCGCCACCGGUCUGUUCCUGGUUCACAGCGAGUGCCUGGACGCGGAGGGUUACGUCAACUCCAGACCUUUCCGGGUCAACGCGGGGGCCUUGUGCUCUUACGUCGUGACGCCCGGGGGCAAAACCGCGUACCUGUCCGAGCUCAGGGUUGGAGACGACGUGACGUGCGUGAAUCGGGACGGGGAGACGCGCGUCAUGACCGUCGGUCGCGUGAAAGUCGAGCAGCGACAGAUGGUGCUGGUCGAGGCGGAGUCCCUGGUCGGGGGAGUGCGAACGGGGAAGAGGUUCGCGGCGUUGCUGCAAAACGCAGAGACGGUUCGGCUGGUGACGGCGUCCGGGGAGAAGGAGCGGGUGGUGUCGGUGUCGACCCUGGACGUCGGUGACGUGGUGUUAGUACAUCUGCAGGAGGGCGCGAGGCACACGGGGCUGAAGAUUGUGGAGGAGGAGUGGUACGAGCAGUAG